AUGACCAUCUCUCCGGCAGACUUGUCGCAGGCAGAGACUGUUCCAGGCACCGUCCACUUGGUCGACCUGGACCACAGUGUUCUCGCUCGCCAUGCUACUGCCAAUGGAGACAUUAUUCUCAACCCAACUCCCUCGAACGAUCCCCACGAUCCCCUGAAUUGGAGGCCUCGGAGAAAGCUGCUCGCACUUGUCUGCGCAAAUCUAUACACCUGGUUCACGGGCAUCUCGGUCUCGGUGGUCUAUUCGGUACUUGUCAAGCUAUCCAAAGAGUCCGGCGUGUCCGUCGCCUCCAUCAACGAAGGGACGGGUUAUAUGUAUCUUCUCCUGGGUUGGGGUCUGCUGUUCUGGACGCCAGUUUCUCUGAAGUACGGCAAGCGGGUUGUGUACCUGAUUUCCGUCCUCGGUGCAGUUGGAACAAGUGUGUGGAGUGCAUAUGUCAAAAGCAACGGCGAGUGGAUUGCCAAGUCCAUCGUGCAAGGCUUCUUCAUUGCCCCAAUCGAAGCCCUUCCUGAGAUAUCCAUCACGGAUCUUUAUUUCACCCACGAACGCGGAACGUAUAUGGCAACCUAUGCCUUCAUGCUUGCUGGAAGUAAUUACUUUGCCCCGAUCAUUUGUGGUUUUAUCGCGGAGUACCAAGGCUGGCAAUGGGUGUUCUACUGGCCAGCCAUCUUCUUGGCUGCUGUUUUCGUGUUCCUGUUCCUCUUCAUGGAAGAAACGACCUACCACCGUGCACCUCGACGGUCAGCGACGCAACCUAGUAUUCAAAGUGUGGAAGCGCCUAUCCCUGCCGAAGGGAAGAGCGAGAGCAAGGACGCGAUGUCACCGGGCGAUGUUGUGGCUCCCAAUCCACAACAGGUCGAAAAUGGUCAGCUGUACGCAGCUCCGAGGUCAUUUUUUCAGAAGCUAUCAAUCUGGCAUGCGAACCCACAUGAGAGCAUGCUGGCCCGCUUUAUCAAGAUUGUCAAGUUGUCGUCUUGGCCCUUGAUUCUCUAUGCCGGCUUCUCCUACGGCUCCUACCUCAUCUGGUUCAACGCAGUCAACGCAACCACUUCAAUCAUUCUAUCGGGCCAUCCUUACAACUUUUCCUCAGCCAUGGUUGGGCUCAGCUACGUCUCGUGCUGUAUCGGCGUUCUAGUUGGCGGCCUGACUUCCGGUCGGCUCAGCGACUGGUUGACCGUCAAGCUUGCGCGCCGGAACAAUGGUGUUAUGGAAGCCGAGCAUCGAUUGUGGCCUUUUGCUUCUUGUGUCAUCGUGGUACCGGGCGCCUUGAUUCUGUGGGGAGUCGGUGCUCAGCACGAGGUUCACUGGUUUGGCCUGGUCUUUGCUUUGGGCUGCCUCGCCUUCACCAUGACCAUGGGGGUGACUCUGAGUGUCAACUACCUGAUUGACUGUUAUCACGACAUCAGCUCGGAUGCAAUUGUUAUCGUCAUCAUCGUCCGCAACACUAUGUCAUUUGCUGUCAGUUAUGGGAUCACGCCAUGGUUGACAAAUCUGGGCUAUCAAAAGUGCUUUAUUUCCGCCGCAUUCAUCGGUAUGGCUGCUUCGUCUGUAUUUCUUGUAAUUGUCAAGUACGGCAAGUCCCUCCGUCUCAAGAGCGUCAAGAAAUACCAGGAUCUUGUGGCGAGUGACACAGUCAACUUCGACGCGGACAGCAGGCUUUGGAUCAUGAUGCGCAGUCGCUCGUCGCAGAAACUCCGGACCAAGACCGGGUGCCUCACCUGUCGUCAGCGACGGAGGAAAUGCGACGAGGGACGUCCUGUGUGUAGAGUCUGUUGUGUCGGCAAGCGGGAAUGCAAGUGGCCAACCUCGGCCGACCUGCUCGAUCGUCGCUUCUUGUCGCAUGCUCAGUCACGGCAUAAGCCUCAUGAGCACCAGGCUCAAGAGGACCAGCCUGAGAGCCGCGAUGACACGACGUGGACUAUCACUGAGAACCAAGACGGGGCCUCUCGACCUGCUCUCCGGCAAAUGCUUGAGUUCCUUCCCAUCGAGGCAUCGAUGGCGCAGGGUGUCAUGACUCGUGAUCUGGAGCUGGUCGUUUCGAAGCAUUUCUUCGACAACUACUAUGGACUAUUGAUCUUGCCUGGAUGCCACCCGGAUUUCUUCAACGGCUGGCUGACCGAGAUCAUGCUGCUCAUGACACCGCGCGAAGCCAUGUACGACGCAGUCAUAGCGUGCGCUGCAUCACAUCUUUAUUACUCCGAGAACUGCUCGCGGAUGCGUGAGCUCGCUCUCACGUACUACUCGCAGGCCAUUACAAAGCUAUCGCGACUCCUCGCUAUUACGGUGGAUCCACAGGAUCAUGAUGGGACGCUUAUGGCGGUCAUGCUGCUGUACAUCCAUGGGGUCAUGGGAUGGGGCACAUAUUCUGACAUAACCCGGCACCUCAAAGCAGCGAUAGGUAUCGUUGAUGCGCAGGUCCUCAGGAGGCCGGUCGGGGCUGAUUUAGCUACCGACAUCUUGGUCAUCGAAAGCAUCCUUUACCACAUCUUUCAUGUGUCGACAGGCCUGUGGUCAGACACAAGGGGUCCGGAUUUUUAUUUUGAUCUCGACUUUUGGAUCCGGGCAGAGAGCCGGCUCGACCAAGAAUCUCUGGUCCCCGGAGAAGCGAGGAGUUGCAACAGCCCGGUGCUCGGCGUUCCGGUAUCGCUGAUGCGGCUCGCUCUGCUACUUCGGCAACAAUGCCAACAGUCAUUCGUGGUGGAUCUGGAUCACAUCCAGAGUAUGGAGAACGAGGCCGCCGUCUGGGAGAGGACUUUGCUCCGCGACUCGGACGCAGGCGCACCUUCUGCCGAGCUAAUCGAUCCUCAGAAGGACCUCUGCAGAGAUGCGAGCUCUCUCUAUGCCAUCAUCGUCUCGCUACUCCUGACGCAAACACCAAGAAAAGAACCUGGGCCGCCUCUAGAGGUCCCGAGCAGUGACUGGCGCAUACAGAGAGCGCUGGCAAUUGUCACAAAAUACGCCAGCGACGACGGCUGGGCCAAGUGCUUCAUCGGCAACUGGCCCACCUACACUCUUGGCUUCUUCAUGUCGCGGCCUCAGGACCGAGAGGUCAUACGCUCUGAUUUGGAGAGGCGGUGGGAACUCACCAAGAUGGCACAAGUCCUACGUUUCCGCAACGACUUGGAGAGCAUAUGGGCCUCACGUCAUGAGCAUGGUUUAUUACUUAAGGCGGAUUAG
Molecule: messenger RNA, 3177 nt
Organism: Thyridium curvatum
Lineage: Eukaryota; Fungi; Ascomycota; Sordariomycetes; Thyridiales; Thyridiaceae
Exons: 9
Coding region: 1-3177 (1058 amino acids)
Biological process (GO): transmembrane transport; regulation of DNA-templated transcription
Molecular function (GO): DNA-binding transcription factor activity, RNA polymerase II-specific; transmembrane transporter activity; zinc ion binding
Source: RefSeq, a predicted model, not a curated record